Musa acuminata subsp. malaccensis (wild Malaysian banana) is the source of this 3428-nucleotide messenger RNA. The record is from RefSeq and is a predicted model, not a curated record. NCBI's taxonomy places the organism in Eukaryota, Viridiplantae, Streptophyta, Magnoliopsida, Zingiberales, Musaceae.
GGCCUCCACGCAAAGAAAAAAAUAAUAAUUAAAGACACUAAAACCAUUGGUUUCAGGUCGCUUUUGUUGACAGGUGACUUUGUCGUUACGACAGAGCUAAACGACUAAUCUAGACAUGCAAUUAGAUAGAGGACUUCUCUCAAUAAUACAUCACAGAGUCAAAGUCGGACCACACUCCGUAACACACGUAAUUUGUCAUAUGAGAGGCGGAUUUAAUGGGACAUAAUUGAAUGAACGGCAAGGAUUCAUUUUUAUCCCACCACAAAAAGGAGAAAGAAUUCAAUGUCACACAGCGCGUUGUUGUCCCCUUCGCAGGCAUAGCGGGUGGGUCAUCAUCGGCCGCACUCUUCCCAGACCGAUAAAUGGUGCAUUGCACGCACUAUCGUCCACUACUACCAUCCGAAGAAGAGAGGCCUCGGUCUCGGAGAAUAAGCAUUAUUUUCUGGUCAUUCUCUUUGAUGUACUUCUGUCGUUCAUAUCAGACUAGAGGAGCUGCUACCCUUGCACGGAAGUUGAUCUUUUUUUAUUAUAUGGUUUGGGUGGGAGGAGAAAGAGGGGGGAAGGAGUGGUCUGUCGAUUUGAUCCGUUGCCGUUCGCUGCGGAAGCAGAGCCGAGCGGAGACGCCGUGAUAUCUCGCCGCCGGUGGAUUGAGCGAGAUUUGAGCCCUCGGAAAAGGGCGGACUUGGUCCUGGAAUCAUGUCGCAGACCAAUUGGGAAGCUGAUAAGAUGUUGGAUGUGUACAUCUACGAUUAUUUGAUGAAGAGAGACCUGCAGGCGACUGCAAAGUCCUUUCAAGCUGAAGCCAAGGUGUCGUCGGAUCCAGUGGCUAUUGAUGCUCCUGGUGGUUUUCUGUUCGAGUGGUGGUCUGUGUUCUGGGAUAUUUUUAUUGCAAGGACAAACGAAAAACACUCUGAUGCUGCUGCCUCUUACAUCGAGACUCAACAUCUAAAGGCAAGAGAGCAGCAACUGCAGCAACCAUCUCAACAGCAGCAGCAGCAACAAAUUCAAAUACAACAACUUUUAUUGCAGAGGCAGGCGCAGCAACAGCAUCAGCAUCAACAACAGCAGCAGCCACAGCGUAGAGAGGGAUCUCAGGUUUUGAAUGGCAAUGCCAGUGGGCUUGUCAGUGCUGAUCCCUUGAUGCGCCAGAAUCCUGGAACAGCUAAUGCCUUGGCAACAAAAAUGUACGAGGAACGGCUGAAGUUGCCACUUCAAAGGGACUCUUUGGACGAGGCAUCGAUUAAGAGAUUUGGUGAACAUGUGGGUCAGGUCAUGGACCCAAACCAUGCUUCCCUGCUGAAGUCAGCUGCAGCCCCUGGACAACCUUCAGGGCAUGUUUUGCAUGGUUCGGCUGGUGGUCUAUCAGGACCUCUGCAGCAGGUUCAGGCUAGGAAUCAACAGCUUCCUGGAUCAUCACAGGACAUAAAGAGUGAGAUUAGUCCAGUUCUGAACCCCAGAGCUGCAGGUCCUGAUGCUUCAUUAAUUGGAGUUCCAGGGCCUAAUCAGGCUGGCAACAAUCUGACUCUGAAAGGCUGGCCCCUGAAUGGUCUAGAUCAAAUUCGUCCAGGGCUUUUGCAACAGCAAAAGUCAUUUAUGCAAUCACCUCAGUCGCUUCAUCAACUCCAGUUUCUAAGUCCGCAUCAACAGCAGCUACUGCUUCAGGCACAGCAAAAUCUGAAUUCUCCAUCAGCUGCAGAUAUUGAUAACAGAAGGCUAAGAAUGCUUCUGCAUAACAGGAACAUGGUCUUGGGGAAGGAUGGCCAGUCAAAUGCCCUUAAUGAUGUCAUUCCAAAUGUGGGAUCUUCCAUGCAAACUCCAAGUCCUCUAAUGUCCCGGACAGAUUCAGAUUUGCUAAUAAAGAAAAUAGCUCAGUUGCAGCCACGACAGCAAAGCAGCAGCAGUCAACAACAUGCUCUUUCAAGUCAUCAAUCACAAAAUUCAAAUCACCUUCUUCAUCAGGAAAAACUUGGAACAGCCAGUAUGACAGUUGAUGGAAGCAUGUCAAAUUCCUUUAGAGGGACUGAUCAGACUUCAAAUAAUCAAACCGGCCGGAAACGAAAACAGCCUGUGUCAUCCUCAGGUCCUGCCAAUAGCUCAGGAACUGCAAAUACAGCUGGGCCUUCUCCAAGCUCUGCACCCUCAACACCAUCAACUCAUACACCAGGAGAUGUGAUAUCAAUGACACAAUUGCAACAUAAUGGUGGCUCAUCUAAGCCUUUGGUUAUGUUUGGUGAUGGGCCUGGUUCUUUGACAUCUCCAACCAACCAGUUGGCUGACAUGGAUCGUUUUGUGGAGGAUGCUUCUUUGGAUGAUAAUGUGGAGUCAUUUCUAUCUCAUGAUGAUGCUGAUCCAAGAGAUGUGGUUGGUCGCUCUAUGGAUUCUGCAAAAGCAAUUGCUCUUUCAGGUUUCAUGUUUAAUGAGAUCUCAUCAGCCAAAGCAAGUACAAACAAAGUGGUUUGCUGCCACUUCUCCUCAGAUGGAAAGCUCCUUGCAACUGGAGGCCAUGAUAAAAAGGCUGUUUUGUGGCAUGCUGAUGAUUUAAAACUCAAAUCAACACUGGAGGAGCACACACUGCUGAUUACUGAUGUUCGUUUUAGUCCUAGCAUGCCACGCCUAGCUACCUCAUCAUUUGACAAGACUGUCAGAGUCUGGGAUGUUGAUAAUCCAGGCUAUUCACUACGGACUUUUACUGGCCAUUCUGCUUCUGUCAUGUCUCUCGACUUUCACCCAAGUAAAGAGGAUCUCAUUUGUUCUUGUGAUGGCGAUGGAGAAAUGCGUUAUUGGAGUAUAAAUAAUGGUAACUGUGCCGGAGUUUUUAAGGGUGGAACAACUCAAAUGAGGUUUCAACCUCGUCAGGGUAGGUAUCUUGCUGUUGCUGCCGAGAACACCAUAUGCGUACUAGAUGUUGAGACACAAGCUCGCAGACAUUUACUACAGUCGCUGGAAAUCUGGGACAUGAAUGAGAACAAGACCAUGACUCUUACUGCACACGAUGGCUUGAUUGCAGCGUUGGCAGUAUCAAAUGUGACCGGAGUUAUAGCAUCUGCAAGUCAUGACAAGUGUGUCAAGCUCUGGAAGUGACCUCUGAGCUAGCUGAUGGUGUUGUAAAGUGACCAUGACUUUACUGCAGAGGCUGCAAUCUCCUUGUUCAUGUUUGACAUCAGGUGGUGGCGUCAAGAAAGACUGUAGUUUUCUGUGAGAUAUGAUGAAAUCUCAUGUUAUAUUAUCUUAGGUUGUCUCAAUUACUAAGUUAAACAGAUGUUGUAUUAACCAGGUGUUGUAUCCCAUUCAUUGGUUUCUGCUUGGUCUGCUAUCGUUUGCCCGGGUGCGAUUUGAUUAAUCUCCGAUCAUCUACAUGGUUGUUGUAUCAUACAACGAUUUCAACUAGCAAAGAAAAAACGAGGGAUAAGCUCUCUUGUUCUCAAACA